This is a messenger RNA of Nakaseomyces glabratus, 3945 nucleotides long. It is a transcript of the gene MHP1, whose product is annotated as Mhp1p. Lineage: Eukaryota; Fungi; Ascomycota; Saccharomycetes; Saccharomycetales; Saccharomycetaceae. The record is from RefSeq and is a predicted model, not a curated record.
AUGGGAGGACUUCACUCUGCUUGGAGCCGGAUGCAGGUACGCAAAACCAUGGACAGGAGGAAGAGUGCCACUGAUGUGGACGUUGCGUGGCUUAUCAGGAACAGUUCGCACCGGAAGGGUGUGGUUUACAGUGAAGGGGACGAGGCGAGCGAGGUGUGCAAGCUGCCUAUGCGGGAGGUGAAGGAGGAAGGAGUGCCGCUGCGAAGGACGAAGUCUGCGUCGUCUGCGCCGGCGCCUACGUUUAGUGAAAGUGCAGCCAAUGCCAGUAAUGCCAGCGUGGAGGGCGGCAGGAGGGGCAGCGUGUCUAAGGGGAAGAUCGGGUUCUUCAAGUCGUUGUUCUCGCACCAUCGGCACGAAGUGCCGAAGCCCGUGGAGUCUGCGCCGCAGAGCCCCGAGCUGAGCCCCAUGCAGUCUGUGCAGUCGAACGGGUCCUCUCCGACCAGGCGGCUGAGCCAGCCGCGCACCAUCAGCAACGAGUCCUCGUAUGCGGUGUCGGCGGAGAACAGCAAGCGGCUGGACGACUUCAUAGCGCACUGCAAGGAGACGCUGAGCGAAAGACAGAGAGGUAUUGACGAGAGGCAGCGGCACGCUUCGAUCGGCAGACCACAGAGUUUUAUGACGCCGGCUCAGAGCGCGCCCAGGAGGCUGGACUCGCGCGGGAGACCCAUCCCACCGCACCCUUCGAAGUCUGCUUUCCCACCAAUACUGAAAAGAGGCAACUGCGACGAGCGCAAGCUGAAUGUGGAAUCCACAGUAUCCCUGUCGUCUGUCGACGGGCCCGCUCCAGAGACGCCAUCCUCGGCGACGCACAAGUUCGGCGCAUUCUUGAAGAAAGUGACCUCGUAUGGCAGUCAGCCCAGCUUGAAUCCAAACGGGACUUUCGACAGCAUCGACCGUACCGUGAGCAACAUAUCAGACUCAUCCCACAGGACCACACAAGACAGGUACGGCACAGUGCCGGGACUAGAGAACUGUAAGCAGCUGAAACACGUAGCGUUUGCGACAACAACCUAUUUUAAUGACCCACCACAACAGAUAUGCAGCAAGAACCCCAGAAAAGGUGAAGUAGAAGUGAAACCCAACGGAUCAGUUAUUAUUCACAGACUCACACCAGAGGAGAGAAAAAAGAUAAUGGAAACAUCUUCCGCCGGUAUAGUAGUCGGCGGCUCAGGACAGUUGAAAGUGCUGAACCCAAUAGAACAGCAGUCAUCAGACGACGAGGACUCACAGAAGAGAAAUAUAGCCAUAGCAGCAGAGGAAGCAGCAGCAGAGGCUAGAGGAAAUAACAAGAAAGAAGAAGAUAUAGAAGUUAGCAAACUUGCAUCCCACUUAACCAUCGAUAAACCAAUGGUAAGCAGAAGACCUCGUGAGAACCCAAUUAGAACGAGCUCUAGCUCCUCUUUACUUUCGAUUCUAUCAGAUGAGGAAAAUAAAAAUGGUACAGACCAGUCUCCAAAGGGAUCUGAGUCAGAUUCAGGUACUGAUGAAGAAGAAAUAUACCCUCCUCCGAACCUCAAGAUCCCCCAUGAUGUGGUUUACACAAGGUGCUGCCAUUUAAGAGAAAUUUUACCAAUACCUGCAACUUUGAAACAGAUCAAGAAGGGCUCGACUGAUCCAAUACCUUUAUUACAACUACGGAACCCUAGACCUUCUCUACUGGAAAUAUGGUCUUUUAGCGAUUUCCUAAGCAUAUCUCCUGUGCUGUGUGUUUCUCUCGAUGGUGUUAGUCUGACAGAAGAAAUGCUAAGGAUUAUUCUGAGCUCAUUGGUAUCAAACCCACAUCUGGAGAAGUUGACCAUGAGGAACACUCCAUUAAAUGAAGAUGGUUGGAAAAUAUUAUCUUAUUUCAUAACCAAACAGAAGAAAAACUUUGUCGCAUUGGAUUUAACCAUGGUACCAACAAUUAAAACCAACGUACAAAAACCAUCCAAAUCCUCGUUGGCCAAGAAUGCUAAUAAUCCAAAUCUUUUGAAAAGAAUGGAAUGUAACACACAUAACAGAUCAGACAUGAACUGGGACCUACUAACUGCAGCGGUGGCUACUAAAGAGGGUGGUAUUGAGGAAUUUGUAUUAGCAGGUGCAUGUAUGAGUUAUACGCAAUUCAAAAACUUUAUUGAACUGGCAUGUACAAAUACAGAUAGACUAGGGUUAGCUUACAACAAAUUGACAAUGGAGCAGUGUAAAGUUCUGGCUGAAUGGAUAGUUACAUCCAAUAUCCGCGGUCUAGACUUGGGAUUUAACGACCUAAAAGGUAAAACAUCAGUGUUCACUGAUGCCGUUGCUAACAAAGUUCAAAAUGUUGGUGAGAAAAAUGAAAUGAAGUACAUUUCAUUAAACUCAACAAAUUUAUCAGUCGAAGCCGAUACCACUCCUGAAAAUAACGAGGUUUUGAGAUUAUUAAGUGUAUUAUGCUACUCAGAAAACUUGAAAUUUUUGGAUUUGUCCAACAAUCCAAAAAUAUUCCCUCAUUGUAUCAAAACCCUAACGACGUCAUUACCAGUGUAUGUGAACUUAAUUAGGUUACAUCUAGAUUAUAAUGAUCUAGAUUGUGCUUCGAUUGUUGUCCUCGCAGAGAGUCUACCACUAUGUUCAAAAUUGCAUCAUUUGUCUUUGUUGGGGAGUAAGUUGAAUUUGGCCUCGGCAAAAGCAUUAACAGAAGCUGUGAAUAAGAGUAAUACAUUGAUGACAUUAGACCUUGAGUAUAAUACUGUCCCUGAGAGUAUAAAAGAGAGAAUGUCCUUAUACACCAUGAGAAAUAUCCAAAAUGAGCUUGAUAAUGUUCAGAAAACAAAAAGGAAAGCAGGACUUUCCUUACCAUCCGUUCCUCAGGAGGAAAUGGCAGCUAAUGAGAAACAAAUAUCCACCCUACAAGAAGAGUUAUCUUCGUUACUUACUGACAAGUUUGAAGACUCUUUAGAGUAUGACAAGUUAGUUGUAGAGUUUAUUGAAAAGAUUACUAAGGUUAGAACUAAAAUUGAAAAAGUUGUCAGUGAUUUAUUUGAUCUGAGAGUUAAGAAUGAGCUAAGUUGUGAGGGUAAGGAGACCUUGAUAAACCUAUGCCUCAUCGACUCAAGUUUUGAGCAGGGUAUUCACCUUCUGAAACAGCGCCAUAAUAAAUUACAGAAACACACGGUAGCAGCACCAACGUCUAUACAUGACGAGAAAACAAACCUGACCUCAAAUAAGGCAAUGAACAAGUUACUAAACAACCCUAUGUUUUCAGAUCCAUUUGCUAAUGAUUCUAUGAGUAAACUAUCAAAUAAUGAUUCUGAUCAAUCUUUAGAAAGGACUCAGAGGGAUAGAACCAUAUUAUCUUCUUCUGCAUUUGGAAACACCGGCCAUUCCGCCUUGCUACCAUUUGGUACUGCCACAGUGGAAGAGUCCAACAAAGCUGCUGACGAUACAGUUGAGUUUAGAGAAAGUGAAAACUCUUAUAAGACAAUCGUCCGUGGUCCAAGUACCGAUCCAAUUGGUACCAAAUAUGACAUUCUGAACAAAGAACUCGAGCACCUACAAAAGAACAAAGCCAAUAAACCAGCUGAGAAGUUAUAUACAUUAGACUCCGGAGUAUCCAUCAAUUCCGAUGAAUUAACUCGUGCAGCAGAAUCUUUAGAGAGUGAAAAAAUUAAGGACUUCUUGCUGAAGAACGAUGUCGCUACCAUCGUUAAUGUGAUUGAUGAACUGCACGAGAAGGGCUAUCAUCUGCACGAUAUUUUCCGUAAACAAGAAGUUGACGACCAUAAGAAAGAAGAAAUUCUCAAGACACUACAGGAGGACCAAUCUCAUAACAAAAGCAAUAACCCAUUCUUAGAAAGUACCGGCAACGGUGCAUCCGCCGAAGCAAAGAAAGCUAUACCAAAGUACAUGGAAGAGAAAGCCAUUGACGAAGCAUACGACCAAGUCCUUGACAACAUCGCAAGAAUCAGAAGUAAAACUCACGAAUAA